Molecule: messenger RNA, 875 nt
Organism: Myotis lucifugus (little brown bat)
Lineage: Eukaryota; Metazoa; Chordata; Mammalia; Chiroptera; Vespertilionidae
Product: mastin-like
Exons: 6
Biological process (GO): proteolysis
Molecular function (GO): serine-type endopeptidase activity
Source: RefSeq, a predicted model, not a curated record
CCCCGUGCCUCCUCAAGUUCAUCCGCUCCCGGAUCGCGGAGAUGUCACGGAUGCUGUGGCUGCUGGUCCUGACUCUCCCCAGUCUGGGGGGCUCCGUACCUGUCACCUCAGAUCCCGGCCCAGGGACUGAGCUGAUGGGCAUCGUGGGGGGGCAUGAUGCUGCCUAUGGGGAGUGGCCGUGGCAGGUGGCCCUGUGGUUCUUGGAUCCAACAAGUGACAAGUGGAUUUUCUGGUGUGGGGGCUCCCUCAUCAAUCAACAGUGGGUGCUGACCGCUGCCCACUGCAUUCCAGGGAGAAACCCAGUGACUCGGCACUUGAAGGUCCAACUAGGACGAGUGAGAGCCUCAUACAAUGACAGUGUGCAGGUGGCCAGGAUCAUCCGCCACCCCAAGUACAGCCUUGAAAAGGGAGUAUAUGGUGGGGCGGACGUGGCACUUCUCAAACUGGAGGCCCCCGUGAGACCAUCUAAACGCGUCAGGUGGAUCCGCCUCCCCCCAGCCUCCUCCUCAUUCCCCCCAGGCACACGGUGCUGGGUGACUGGCUGGGGUGAAAUUCGUUUUGGAGAGCUGCUGCCGCCGCCCUGGAAACUGCAGGAGGUGAAAGUCCCCAUUGUGGCAAAUAAGAUCUGUCAGCGGCAAUACCGCAGGAUCCACAAGGUUAUCAAGAAAAACAUGCUGUGUGCCGGGAGCAAAGGCCGGGACUCCUGCCAUGGUGACUCUGGGGGCCCCUUGGUGUGUAAAUGGAGGGAUACCUGGGUCCAGGUAGGCGUGGUGAGUUUUGGGCACAAGUGCGGUCUUCCCAACUUUCCUGGAGUCUAUGCCCGAGUGAAAUCCUUCUUGCCUUGGAUCCGCGGUCAUAUUCGUUCCUCUCCUUGA